Molecule: messenger RNA, 6092 nt
Organism: Saccostrea cuccullata (small rock oyster)
Lineage: Eukaryota; Metazoa; Mollusca; Bivalvia; Ostreida; Ostreidae
Product: lysine-specific demethylase 6A-like
Exons: 29
Coding region: 1-3609 (1202 amino acids)
Biological process (GO): regulation of gene expression
Cellular component (GO): MLL3/4 complex
Molecular function (GO): histone H3K27me2/H3K27me3 demethylase activity; RNA polymerase II cis-regulatory region sequence-specific DNA binding; chromatin DNA binding
Source: RefSeq, a predicted model, not a curated record
AUGUUUUUAUUUGAUUUCAGUUGUUUGUUUGGAUUCCUGAAACUUAAUGUACCAGAGGAGGCCAGCAAACGGGCUCUGAUAGAAAAGGGUAUAAAGUUUUACGAGCAUGAGAUAAUUCAGAAAUCCAAGCGUGACGGAGGGAAGGAAGGGGAGGAGAUUGACGCCUCAGUGGAUCCAAAAAUUUACUGUCAGCUGGGCCACCUUCUCCUGCUUCUGGAACAGUACCCUAAAGCUCUCUCAGCAUAUCAGAGAUUUUUCCAUCUGAGAGAAGAUCACUGGAAGAAUGCCCCCUUCAUGUAUGGCCUUGGACUUGUGUACUUUCACUUUAAUGCCUUUCAGAUGGCAACACGUGCAUUCCAGCAAGUACUGUACACCGAACCUGGCUUUAAACGUGCUAACGAAGUACAUAUACGUCUAGGACUGAUCCAUAAAACCCUGCACAACCAUGACGCAAGCAUCAAGCAUUUCCGACAAGCUUUGAAUGACUCAAACAAAUGCUCCCUAUCUAAAGCUCAAAUUCGCCUCCACAUUGCACAUCUUUUAGAAAUACAGGGAAAGUACAAACAGGCCAAGGAAGCCUACGAACACUUUGAGAGUCCGGACGUAUCGGAGCCCCAGGUCAAGGCCACUGCCCUCAAACAACUAGGCUGGUUAUACCACGUAACAGAACAGCUAGGGGACAAGAAUCGUCGCGAGAGUUUGGCCGUCCACUAUCUGAAGGAGUCGCUGUCCACAGACAACACCAACGGACAGACCUGGUACCUCCUGGGAAGGUGUUUUUCUACUCUGGGGAAAGUGCACGAUGCCUUUGUAUCCUAUCGUAAUUCCAUUGACAAGUCGGAAGCUAGCGCAGACACCUGGUGCUCGAUAGGAGUACUAUACCAGCAGCAGAACCAGCCUAUGGAUGCUUUACAGGCCUAUAUUUGUGCCGUACAGUUAGAUAAAACCCACACUGCAGCCUGGACAGAUCUGGGAAUCCUCUACGAGAACUGUGAUCAACCCAAGGAUGCUUUAGCCUGUUAUGUCAAUGCCACCCGAAACAAAGGAGGAAUUAACUCAAAUCUGACCACAAAAAUCAAGUACCUUCAGCAGCAUUUAGAUAGUGUUGCAGUACAGCAUCUUCAGAGCAAACAGAAGAAGUUACCUAGUAUCGAGGAAGCUUGGGCCCUGCCCAUCCCCGCGGAGCUGACCUCUCGUCAAGGUCAGGGAACAAUCCUACAGCAUCCAAUGGGAAAGAAUGCCAUGCUCCAUUCUCAGGCAAUGGGAGUUCAACAGAAUAACUUGUCACCUGGCAACCCAGGGGUCAUACUUCCUGAUGACCCCUUGAACAAGAAGAAGAAUCUCAAAAGGCCCUCCUCUGAGCCCUUGGAGUUGCCAGCCCCUCCCCCUUUGACCCCCCAGCAGAUUCAACUCUUUCACAGCCUGCAACAAAAUGAGGCAAGCCUAAAUCCUGGGCAGAGACAACAGCUUCAGAACCUGCACCAUCAGAUGCUGAGACAUCAACAGUACCAGGUAAAGAUGCAGCAGCGUGCUGCCGACCCAGGUCAGAGGUCAUCAGACAUGCUCAACGGCAUGCCUUUGUCCACACAUAUCACGUCAUCAGGACUUUUACCUCAUGCCAACAUUCCAGAAAACACUGCACAAUCUCAGGGAGACACAGGAACACCUUUGGCUUCAUCAGUCCAUCCAGAGAGCACCUCAGAGGCUGGGCUUCCAAAGGACCUCCAGAAAUUUGUGACGGAUCACUUAAAUGAGAUAAAUGAGACUGAUUUGUCAGCCUUGCUGACCUCCUCUAGACAUGAUCUAGCUACAUCAAUCGCCGAGGACUUACUGGCACAGUUCACUCAGAGUCAGAGUUCUAGCGUGAAGAAGCAGGAGACUUCAGUGUUAAGUACUCAACAGUUGUCAGAAUCUAGUCCACGAGAUACCACACCCAUCUCCCAUGACUCUGUGAAAAAUACUAGUCCCAGUAAACAUUCCCCACAGACGCCUAGGGAGCCACGAAUCGACCCCACCCAGGUAGAAUACAGAGUUAAAUGUGAUAGCGACACCAAGCUUGUUAUAUCACGGAAUAUCCCCCGCAGCCACUCACCUCCAUCUGCCCCCUUCAACAUCUCAAUCAACAUGAAGGGCAGGGAGGUACUAGCAGCCUGCAAGGGAUAUGGUAGAAGUGGAAUAACAACUAGUAUGCUGGGAGACAGGUGCCCUCCUCGACCCCCGUCCCCUCCCUACCCUCUACCUAAGGACAGUCUCAAUCCCCCAACACCCAGUGUUUAUCUUGAAACCAAGAAAGAUGCUUUUUCUAUAGAACUUCAGCAGUACUGUUACUCCCAGCCUGUGGUUGUUAUUAGGGGACUUGCUGGAGCUUUAAAAUUAGAUUUGGGAUUGUUUUCAACCAAGAGCCUGGUGGAGGCCAAUGCUGACCAUGCAGUAGAAGUGCGAACACAGAAACAACAAGCCCCAGAUGAGAAUCGGGAUGUGUAUGGUAACCGACUCUGGCGCUGUGACAGCAGUCGAGGCAGGACCACCAUAGCUAGAUAUGCUCAGUAUCAAGCCUCCUCAUUUCAGGAGUCCCUCAGGGAGGAGAAUGAGAAAGCUAAAGGACUUCACAAGGACUCUGACAGUGAUUCUAACUCCUCAUCAGGAGCCAAGGGAAGGAAGAAGAAGACAAUUAAGUUUGGUACAAAUGUUGAUCUUUCUGACGAGAAGAAGUGGAAGCCUCAGUUACAGGAGUUGACAAAGUUACCCGCAUUUACAAAGGUCGUAUCCGCUAGCAACCUGCUGAGCCAUGUCGGUAACACCAUUCUAGGGAUGAACACUGUACAGCUGUACAUGAAGGUUCCUGGGUCAAGGACACCAGGUCAUCAAGAGAACAACAAUUUCUGUUCCGUGAACAUCAACAUAGGCCCUGGGGACUGUGAAUGGUUUGCUGUGCCUGAGGCCUACUGGGGGGUUAUUCAUAACCUCUGUGAAAGGAAUAAUGUGAACUACCUGACUGGUUCAUGGUGGCCGAUGCUGGAGGAUCUGUAUGAGGAAGACGUCCCAGUGUAUCGGUUCAUACAUGUCUGUGUACAUUUAUUAUGGAAAAAUGUGCAUUGGGUGCAAGCAGUUGGCUGGUGUAACAACAUUGCCUGGAAUGUGGGCCCCGUGAAUGCUCGUCAGUUUCAGCUGGCCUUAGAACGCUAUGAGUGGAAUAAACUCCAGAGCUAUAAAUCCAUAGUUCCCAUGGUGCAUCUGGCCUGGAACAUUGCCAGGAAUUUAAAUGUUUCAGAGCCCAAGUUCUUUGAACAAGUAAAGUCUUGCCUUAUGCGCUCCUUAAGACAAAUUCGUUUCACGUUGGACUUUGUUGAGGAUCUAGGGCUAGAGGUUAAAUGGCACGGCCGAGGCGAGAACGAAGCUGCCCACUACUGCAACGACUGUGAGGUGGAAGUGUUUGACAUCCUGUUUGUCCAGGAACAGGACAAGAAGUUCAUUGUAUACUGCCAGGACUGUGCCAGGAAGAUCCACCCCCGACUGGAGGGAUUUGUCAUCCUAAAGCAGUACCACACCUCUAAUCUGUGUGAAAUCUUUGAUCGCUUCCAACUGGCACAUCAUGUGCCAACCAGUUGAGGAAAAGUAUUCUAUAGCUGAAAUAGAGACAGUUAAUGUUUUGGAUACCCACCAAAAAGGGAGAGAAUUCCGCCAGUAAUGACAAAAUAUCAUGUCUAUGCAAGCCAAAAUACCACCUCAAUAAGAUCUCAAUGGAUUUAUUCCACACAUUCGCCACAAAGCUGGGAUUUACACAAUGCUCAUUCAAGUGUCUUAAUUUAUACACAUGUACUAUACAUUUUGAUACCAAAGGUUUAUUUAGAAGAAAAGCACAUAUAUAUUUAUUUUGAAAAAAGUGUUCUACUUAGCCCACCCUUGCAUGUGGAUGUGGACUCUUCCAGAUGGAAGGAAUUAAUUGAACAUUGUUUGAAUCAGUAUAUGAUAGGGGUGUUCAGGUUAAGAUUUACAUGUGACUUAUCUCAUUAUCAUUCAACAUAAGAGAAAAUGAUGCAUGUCAUAGUGGUUUUACCCAUCAUUUUAUUUCCAUAAGAUGGGCUUGCUGUGUUGAAAAUAUCACCCUUCAUUGUUGUGCUUGAGCAGUUAAGAGAAUAAAUGAGCAAGAAGAGAUCAAAUGGUCCAAAUUUAAAUAUGUAAAUGUGUGAUAAAGUAAUAGGUGGAAGAUUGCAGCUCCAUUAUAUGAUAGACUUAUGUGUAAGGUGACAUUUGAUUGGCUGAUAGAUAUAUUGGAAGAGCAGUUUUGAGUACCAGUUUCUGAUUGGACACUGAUACAGUCAGUGAAAUCUUGUGAUUGUGUAUAAAUGACAGUGCUUCAUUGACUAUUAUAUCAGAGUGUCGGUAGCAAGCAAAUCUCAGGGAAAACACAAUCCACAUGUCCAUACACUGACUAUAGUUACUGAGGAUGGCCUGGGCUGAUAGAGGCUCAGAAUGCGUUUUUUUUUCUUUGUUUCUCAGCUUCUGUAUAUAUUUAUGAAUUGCUGCGUUAAAAGAUUUAGGUAGAGUUCUUUUUGUGUACUAUUAUCUAUCAAAAGACCAGGAAUCAAUAGCCAAUAGUCAUUUGGAAUUUAUUGAUGCAAAGAGUCGAUGUACUUUAUAUAAUUCAAUGGUAACAAAUAUAGGAUUGCUUUCAAAUAAUUUUUUUCCUGUGGAUUACUGCCCUUGAGUCUGCUGUUCAUGUGACUGAGGUGUGAUUCAUUGAAAUGUACAUGUAAGGACUUAUUACAUUGUUUAUUAAUAUUAAAGAAGAAAUAAAUCCAUAGAAAUUAGAAACAAUGCUGACUUCUCUCAUUGAACAAACAUUGAUACAUGUACCAUUUUUUGUGAUCUCAGAUACAUAUAUAGCGUUCAUUAUUCAUAUUAAUUAUUUUGAAUAUUGUUGUACAUACAUACGCACAAUAUUUUAAAAGGACUACUAGAGAUUCUUUGCUAUGGAAUUUGUUUGUUGGAGUAUUUAGUUCUACAAUGAAUUUUUUUCUGUCAUGUGCAGUGUUUCGCCUUUAAUGGUGAGAAAUUUUCUCGUUUGAUUUAGUGAUUAUUUAGCCAGUUUGAUUUAACCCCUCCCCUUUAUGAUUCAGUGAUUAUUUGUAAUGUCAUUGUGAAUUGCUCUUUUUUCCUACAAGUUGUGAUGAUUCUUACUUUAAUAACUUACAUAAUUGAUUCUAGUGCUGUGAAGAUUUUUCAAAAGUAAAUUUGAAAUACUGCGUCUUGAUUUUUAUCUUUUUUAAGUGUAUUUUUGCUCAUUCUGUAAAUGUUUAUUAAAAGCUGGAACGCAUGUUUUAGAUAUUUUUUAAUUAGAGUAUGUAGAUAUAAAGUAGAUAUUUGUAGUUUAAAAGUGUGCACCACUACAGUUUUCUUGACGGGUGAAGCACUUAUUCAUUUUGAAUUGUUAUUCUUAUAAAGUACAGUGUAUCAAUUUUUCCAAAAAAAAUUUUGGCUGUUGAUUAUUUGAAAUUAAUGAUGGAUGUGAAAUGAGGACCCAUUAGCAUUGAUCGAUAGCCUACUCUUUCACCUGUCAAAUAUUUAGAAAAACUGAAAUCUGGUGUGCUCCUUUUGAAUUACUUUUCAAGUUGAAAGAAUUUGAAAGGAGUUUGUAUCAUUUACAUGCUGACUAUUGAGUCAGAGAAGCACUGAUCUCAAAUCUCUGUGUUAUAUCUGAUAUUGUACAGUAUAUAAAGUUAUGUCUGCAAUUGUAAUAUUAUUUAUUUUUGUAACCUUAUGCAUACUCUCGACAUAUUUUGCAAAUGGUACAUGAAAUACAUGUACAGUAAAGGGAUUUACGCUUGUUGCUAUGUAAAUUGUGAAUAACCCAUCAAAAGAAAAUGCUUGAAAUCCUUAAAAUGUACCUCAGUAAUUUUAUUUAAGAUAGGCUGGUUUUCCCUAAUUUAUUUUUAGAUCCUGGAAACUUAGAAUAUUAAGUGCUAACCAAUGCAUCACCUAACUGACCUCAUCCUAUUAUUAUUCAUUUGCUCUUUUUAUAUUAUUCAUUGGGUGAUUUGAGAGUCUGUCUAAAUAUAUUUAUUGUGUUGCAAUAAAACACUGUCAUACUA